Messenger RNA from Drosophila miranda, 357 nucleotides. RefSeq lists its product as uncharacterized. The record is from RefSeq and is a predicted model, not a curated record. NCBI's taxonomy places the organism in Eukaryota, Metazoa, Arthropoda, Insecta, Diptera, Drosophilidae. The transcript is spliced from 2 exons. Bases 58 to 246 code for a protein of 62 amino acids.
UAAAAGCGGCAGCCUCGAAGCCAAUGCCAUCCAUUGAACCGCCGGAGCUCCAUCAAGAUGCGUCUCUAUCUGCUGUUUGCCUUCGUCCUAAGCUGCUGUCUGCUGCAUCUGUCGGCAGCCGGAGUGAGCCAUGGCCUGGGCCAGGGACUACUGGGUGUGGGCCACCAUCGCAACUUGACGGGUUCCCCGCCACCACGUGGUGCUCCGCCGCCACCACCACCCAGCACCACAGCCUCCUCGGGGUAGCAGAACCUUGGAUACGGAGAUUGGAUCGACCCCUAAUAUGACCCCGUACCUUUGUUGUAUAAGCACAUUAGUUUCAGAAUAAACAGAGCAUUGUCACACAGCAAAAAUCAA